GUAGAAGCAGCAGCUACUUUGGGAAUUGGGAAAUAUUUUCUCCCGAUGAAAAGUCAGACUCCUGACCGUGCAUGUGCUGGUGUUUCGGUGUCAGCAGGGAGAUUGGCAUCCAUGGAUUAGGAAGAGCGUCGCCUUCGGACCGCGCCGGAUUCCCGGUUCUCGGUGAGGCAACAUGGCCUUGGAAGUCGGAUUGCGGGUCGUUCGAGGACCCGAUUGGAAAUGGGGAGCUCAAGACGAUGGAGAAGGCCACGUGGGAACCGUGGUCGAGAUAGGGAAGGCGGGGAAUCCUCAUUCUCCGGAGAAGACGGUGGUCGUUCAAUGGGAUUCCGGAAGUCGAACGAACUAUAGGGCGGGCUAUCAGAAAGCCUACGAUUUGCGGGUUCUGGACAACGCACCGACCGGUGUGAAACAUCCAAAUAUUGUUUGCAACGCCUGUCACAGGCAAGGUAUCGCAGGAGUUCGUUGGAAAUGCUCUCGCUGUUACGACUUCGAUCUUUGCUCGGCCUGCUACCACAGCGACGAGCACGAUUUGAGCCAUCCGUUCGUCCGUUUCGAAACGUCGAACUCUGAGGGUAUACCGGUUUCAUGUCGACAAGGGAGACCAAAACUCCAAGCUCGAGGAAUAUUCCUCGGAGCCCAGGUCGUCCGUGGCCACGAUUGGGAUUGGGGCAAUCAGGACGGCGGAGAUGGUAAAGUCGGGGAAAUUCUCAACGUCAUGGAUUGGGAGCAAGAGUCCGGUCGGAGUGUGGCUAACGUCACGUGGACUUCCGGAUCGAUGAACAUCUAUCGAGUGGGUCACAAGGGGAAAAUGGAUUUGCGAUACGUUCAAGAUGCGCCUGGUGGAGACUACUACAGGGACCAUUUGCCCGUAUUGGGAAUAACGCCGGCUCAGACCGAGAUCGCUGGUCCGUCUCAAGCAGCCUCGAGAGAACCAUCUCGUUUCUCGGUCGGGGACCACGUCAAGAUUCUCCAAGACAUCGAUAUCCUCAAGGUUCUCCAAGACGGACACGGUGGUUGGAACCCAAGAAUGUCGGAAACGAUUGGAAAAGUCGGCAAAGUUCAUCGAGUGACUGAGCGCGGCGAUAUCCGAGUUCAGUUCGACGGGCAAAACAAUCGAUGGACAUUCAAUCCAGACGCUCUGAUAAAAUGCAUCGUCUUCAACGUGGGCGAUAUGGUUCGAGUCAUUGACGAUCUGAAGCGUUUCAAGGAGCUGCAAGAUGGUCACGGGGAAUAUGUUGAGAACAUGAAACCGGCUCUUGGGAAACUCGGAAAAGUGAUCAAGAUUUACACGGAUGGUGAUCUACGGGUUAUCGUCGACGGCACUACUUGGACGUUGAACCCAAUGUGCCUCAUUCCUGUUCCGGGUUCGCAAACUGAGCUCAAUAACACGAUGAAUGCCAAUACGCGCGAAGAGCAUGCGAACCCCCUGCUCAGUCACUUUUUAACAACCAGCACAGGAACACAACCCAUCACAGGGGGCACGAUGGCCUCGGUGGCUUUUCAGCAUGAGAGACUUGUUCGAGACGCAGCUCUGGGCAAGGUCGAAGCCGUCCUCGAAUAUCUUUCCAAACAUCCCGACAGAGUCAAUUUGAAGAGUUCCUCUAAAACAGCUCUGCAAGUAGCGUGUCAUCAGGGUCAUCACGCGAUUGUGGACAUCUUGUUGAGAUCGAAAGCUAACUUGGAAGCGCAUGAUGAGGAUGGUGAUACGGCUCUCCACUACGCCGCGUUCGGAAACCAACCCAAAGUCAUCGAGACCCUAUUAGCAUCCGGAGCUAACAUAAAUGCUCAGAACAGAACGAAGUGCACCCCCUUACAUGUCGCUGUGAACAAGCAGUACUCGGACUGCGUGAAGGUCCUCUUGCGUCCUCAAUCGCACUCGGUGCACGCGCUCGAUAUCAACGUUCAGGAUUCGUACGGAGACACAGCGUUGCACGAUGCCAUCAGUAAAGAGUCUGUGGGAAUCACCGACUUACUCAUCAACGUCCCGAGCGUGGACUUCAGUUUACGCAACGAGCGUGGCUUCAAUGUUCUCCAUCACGCGGCUCUGAAAGGAAAUGCCUUCGCUGUCGAGAAACUCUUGGCUCGAACGAGACAGCUGGUCGACAUAAAGAAGGAGGAUGGGUUCGCCGCCUUGCAUCUCGCAGCUUUGAAUGGUCACUUCGCAGUGGUAGAGCUCCUCCUGGAGGUCGGUCGUUGCGACACGGACAUUCGGAAUAACCGGCAGCAGACGCCGCUUCUGCUGGCUGUAUCCCAGGGACACGAGGCUAUCGUUGAGCGUUUAUUGGCCUCCGGAGCGGGAGUAAAUGUACAAGAUGAAGAUGGCGAUACCCCUCUGCAUGUAGCAUUGGUGAAACGUUCCGCUCUGAGGGGCACUGAGCUGGUCGAAACGUCUGAUGCUCCAGGAAUGGCGCAGAUUUUGGCCACUUUGGCAACAUCGCCCCUUGAUGCCAUCGAGGACAAGGGUCUCCUCAUCGCUUGUUUCCUAGCAAAGGAGGGUUCAGAUCUCCUGAAGGAGAACCAUGCGAAGAGAACACCAUUGUCUUUGGCUGGUUCGACGGAGGUUGAAGAGCUCCUCAGAUUUUGGGCCGCCAAUAGCGACAUCCAGCCGGCGUCACCGUCUACGGCUUUGUCGGAUGCUCUGGUCGUCCUUCAUAUGGAACAGAAAGAGUGUGAGAUCUGUCUCGAAGCGCCGGCCGUGGUGAAGUUCAUGCCCUGCGGACAUUGUGUGGCCUGUGAGGAGUGCUGCGUCCGCAUGAAAAAGUGCAUCACCUGCCAACAGAUCGUCGCGUGCAAAACGAACAAGAACACGGGGGCCACCAUACUAUCUUCGCGACAACGCCAAGGCAGCUUGGAGAGGUUGAGGCAGCUGGAAUCCCGUCUACAGGAAAUGGAAGAAAGCGCUUCCUGUUCGAUCUGCAUGGAGCGUAAAAGGAAUGUAGCAUUUCUAUGCGGUCACGCCGCGUGCGCGAAGUGCGCUGCGCCCUUAAAAACAUGUCAUAUGUGCCGUAAACCGAUCACAAAACGUAUCCAACUCUACCUCUAGUUGACGAGUCGAGUGCAUGCGUGUCUGCGUGUUUGCCUGAGAACGAAUCUUCCAAAUAGGCGUUUAGAGCUGCGCACAUCAAUUAGGCAUCGUUGGGCAGGUGGACGAUGCACCGACGGAAAGCAUGAUGAAUUCACCCGUCGCCCCUCUUUUCUCAGAGAUGUUCUGAUUAGAAGGAACGUUUUGUUCGUUUGUGUCGAGCAGGAUGCACUGGACCUAAGAAUAUACGACACGGAUCUGAUAUUGAUCACACAUGGAGCGAACUCGUUGAUCGUGAUAUUCGCAGAGAACAACUAUAUGCGUGAAAGUGAAUUCUCUGCAACUCUUCGAAAACGGCGCAUGCGACUCGAGACGGUUCACAGAGAAAGUCUCACGAAACUCCGGUCCCACGCUUGGUUCCCCUUUCAAUCGGAGUGUUGCGUUUAGAAGUUCACUUGCUGGGAAUGCGGUUCGUAUCUGGUCGUUGGAGGAAGCAUUGCCGAUGGAGCACACGAAAAGUUGAGGGCAAUGCCUUGUGCGUUGAUCGAGUCACGGAUCACGCUAGGAAUUCGAGUGUGCAUGGAAUGGAGUGAGAUGAGCGGCCAAUGAUCGAAAAGUGUUCCAUAUCAUCAGUCUGGAGUCAAUUUGAUAAUGAGUCAACUGCGUUCUAAUUGAGAUUUGAGAAGCUAUUUGAUCUGAUGAAAAUCGGUACUAGGCCGUGCCUGUACAUAUAUGUAUUUAAGCGAAAUAAAUAUUUAU
This is a messenger RNA of Galendromus occidentalis (western predatory mite), 3781 nucleotides long. It is a transcript of the gene mib2, whose product is annotated as E3 ubiquitin-protein ligase mind bomb 2. The record is from RefSeq and is a predicted model, not a curated record. NCBI's taxonomy places the organism in Eukaryota, Metazoa, Arthropoda, Arachnida, Mesostigmata, Phytoseiidae. Gene Ontology annotation, cellular component: cytoplasm. Bases 173 to 3043 code for a protein of 956 amino acids. Gene Ontology annotation, biological process: protein ubiquitination. Gene Ontology annotation, molecular function: ubiquitin-protein transferase activity; zinc ion binding; protein binding. The transcript has 12 exons.